AUUUUACGACAAACAAAUAACACGACAGAUGCCAGCGUGGAUUUUGCAAACAAGUCAUAACCAAAUUUAGGUCAGAAAUGUCAGAUGAAAAACCAGCGCUCGAAGGUCCUACUGUGGAACCUGAUUCUGCACACUCAGAUUCAAAGGAAACUCCGGAAGAAACGUCACAGAAAGUGCAAAUGCCUCCGCUUCCAAAGAAAACUCCAGGGCCCAGGCCAGGUGGCACUGGUCAGCCUGAGGAACAGUUCAAUAUGUUUAUGAACCCAAUGUUUGCAGAGAUGGAGGAGCAGGUGAAAAAACAGACUGCCAUUCUGGACAAAAUAAAUGAGGACAUGCAGCGAGAGAAAGAGAUAAACCUGCGAGAGAAAACCCAGGCCCACCUGCCAGAACAGCUCAGGGGCAGAGGCCAACCAAUAGAUGAUGUGAUGAAGAAAGUUCAUGAAUUAAUUGCCUACGACUUUAAUGAGAAUGAACCAGAACAGGAGGAAAAGAAGGAGAUGGGAUUUUUUGAGAUGCUGGCUGCGUCACGAUCACAGAAAAACCCUGAACUACAUGAUGAGGGGAAUGUGGCGGCUCCUGCACCAAAAGUUGAGGUUGCUAUCCGGAAGCUGGAUGAAUAUGGUAUGGCAGCAGUCACGUCCCACAGUCUAGCUGCCUACAUCUCCUGCCUACCACCUGACCACCUUCGCAAGUUCACCAGCAAAAUCAGCAUGGAAUGCCAACUCUGGCUCAACAAGAUGUUCAGGUUUGAGGAGGGUCAGGUUUGUUACACAGAGACCCCGAGUGAGGGCCUGAUCAGGGUGUGUCGUCUGGCUCUGUACCAGAAGUAUCCCAAGUACCUGACUGAGGGGUUUGAAGCCCUGUACUCCCGACCCCCCGUGUUCUACAUUAGCUCUGCCGCCCAUCCUGCACUCGCCACAUACAUCUGUCAACAGCUUGGAUUGCCAGCGUCAGCUAUCUGCUCUGUACCUUGUGCCUCUCUCCUUGGAUGCUCUUCAAAAAUGCGACCAAACAAACAUGAGAGGAUGGACACAGAAAUCUUGGAAAAGUUGAUAGAGGACGAUAUUGCUGCAGCUAAAACCCCUGUUGGCCUGGUUGCAUAUGCUGGAACUCCGAACAUUGGGCAUGUCGAUGACAUGGAUAAGCUAAGGGAGAUCUGCAAGAAGAAAAAUAUCUGGAUGCAUAUCAAUGGAGACAGCCUGGCAAUGAUGGCCCUGAUCCACCCUCCAGGAAAUGUGUACUCCUCCAAGUUUGCGGACAGUUUUACCAUCACCAUGGGGACCUGGCUUGGCCUCCCUGCACUACCAUGUGCUACACUUUACAAGGUAGCGGAUCCCUCGCUGGUACUGGCAGCCAGUCUCAUAAGCCCUGAGGCUGCCCAGAAACUGGCAUGCCUUCCACUGUGGGUGUGUCUACAAAGCCUUGGUAUUGAGAGCAUUGAGGAACGCAUCCAGACCUCGUGUGAAAUGGCUGAUGUGAUGUUUGAAGAACUUUCAAAAAUAAACACCAUCAGACAGUUUAGUCGGGAGCAGAAGAAGGGCGAGGAGCGAGCCAUACGAACCAUCAGUGACCUCAUCACAAAGGCCAUGGUCGCACUUUUGAGUUUUGAUGUCCUCUCUCCAACUAUUGUAUUUCGAUACACUGAAAGUACUGAACCUACGAACAUAGCAGUUGCCCCAUAUGCAGCGGGUGGUUCUCUUGAAGAUGAUGAAGAGACAGAGGAGGAGGCUAGGAGGAAACAUGAGUACUACAACUCUCUCAAUGUCUGGCUUGCAGAGAGUGUGCAGGCGGAGAACCCGUGUGUGGAGGUCACUGUGGUGGAUUUGGAACGUGAGGGGCUGUGUAUGAGGUUCGCGCCACUACAGUCUGCUCAAGUGCUUGGUACAAGCAAGGAUGAUGUCAAAGCAUUUGUUAGAUCUCUCAAGUCACAAAUUAGCAUCCUGGAUGCAACUGUGUUGAACUAUGAGAAGUUUAGACUGGUCACGGCGGAACAGGAGAACCUACGACUGGUUGAGGUCGACAACUGGGCCGGGCUCGGAGCAGUGCAAUAUAUUCCCUCUGAGUACUUGGAUGAUUUGAACAAUCUGUCUGUUGAGGCUCUACAAGACAUCAGCAACCUCAACAUUGAACUCAUACACAAACUGAAGGCCACUGACAAUGCCUUUUCAUUAGGUUUUACAGACCAGGAUGUUGCAUGUGUGAAGUUUGGAUUGGUCACGGAUGAUACCGAUGUCUCCGAGCUCAUCACUCUCGUUCAGGACAUCGGGAAACAAGUGGAGGAGUCCGCUAAGGAGAAAUGGUCAGGAAAGUAUCUGGAGAGUAUGUCAGAACUGGUGAGGAAGGGGAUCCAGGAAGCCAACAAGGACCUUAUUGUGGAGAAACAACACAAAAUACAGCAAGAGGGAGUAUUGAGGCAGCUUCCCAUGAUUGGCUCAAUGAUGAAUUGGUGGUCACCUCCACCAAAGGAUGCUGAGAGAGGCAGAACUUUCAACUUAGAAUCAGGCACCAUAGCAAGCACAGAGGAGACUUACAAGUACAAGAUGCAGCUUGCAAAGGGCUCACCACGGUCUCGGACCACCUCCAGCACAGGCUCUGUAUCCAGCCAGCAUAGUGGGGAUAGAUCUAUCAGCACUCCAGGGUCCGUCAAGGCCUUGUUCCCAGCUAGCCCUGGGGGCCAGGCCCCAUCUAAUCCCCUGGGUGAGGUGCCUUCCAGCCCUGGGACAAAGACUGCAGCGGACAUUAAGGCUGGGCUGGUCAACUCCAUCAAUGAAGGUGAUUUGUCAGAGGGACAUGAAUCUCUACCUUCACCUAAUGGAAAUCUCAGGCUAAAUCUAGAUACUACAGAAACAGAAGCGGAGACUUAAUGGCAUGAAAGUGUGAUCAAUGAUUUACCAAACAUUUAUCAGAUGCAAAUGAAUGUUGUGGAUUAUUUUAUUGUGGGUUUACAUUACUGUUUGGGGCGCAAAGAGCUAGAAUAUUAAGGAAUAUGAAUUGUUGUUUUUUUGUCUUUUGAUUGUUUUUAUUUUCAUGUCCUGAAGACAUUUUAUUUAUUUCAUGACGUUUUUAUCUUCAAACAUGAGUUGAGGAAUUUGAUUCCAAGGAUUUCACAUCACCACAGCAACAGGCUUCAACAGAUUUACCAUGCCAUAUAUAAUAGCUGUGGCAUGAGUAGAGACAUUUUGUUACAAAAUAUCAAUUGUACAUUAAAAUAGUCUUCAAAGUGUGGUCUGGGGGAAGUAAUUACUUUCAGUGAUAGUUUUAUGUGUAUUUAACCUUUUGUUGUUAAUGUCAGAAAAGUUGUUUUAGAAUGUUGUCUUUGAACCUUAAUCUAUAAAAACCAAUCUGAGUUGCCAUAGAUAUUUUAUUUUCACUGUUUGUGCAUCAUUCACUAUGGAUGUGACAUAACUAUACAAUACUACUUUGUGGUUGGUAUGUAUUGUCAAUAUUGGCUUUAUAGAUAAUUGAUAUCCAUAUUUGUAUUAAAUUUAUUUAUCAAAAUCCAUUCCGUAUAACUGUGAUAUGUUUAAAUUGAUAUUUAUGACAUAAUAAUAAUAGUUAAUGUUUAUGAAAUAUAUUUAUAAACUGCUGCAGAUUGCUUAAGUUUUGAAAGAGUUUAAUAUUUUUGACUGAGCAUUACCGGUAUGUUAAAUUUGCCAGUUUUUGUCAAUGAUUAAUUAAUCCUCUUGCAAUUUUAAGCCUUGCAAAAACUGGCCAAAAGAGAGGAAAAAAAGCUUACAAAAUUACCACAGUCCAAUGUAUCAAUAUGUGCUUGUGUCUACAGUAUCGAUGUGUGCUUGUGUCUACAGUAUCGAUGUGUGAUUGUGUCUACAGUAUCGAUGUGUGAUUGUGUCUACAGUAUCGAUGUGUGAUUGUGUCUACUGUAUCGAUGUGUGAUUGUGUCUACAGUAUCGAUGUGUGAUUGUGUCUAAAGUAUCGAUAUGUGAUUGUGUCUACAGUAUCGAUGUGUGAUUGUGUCUACUGUAUCGAUGUGUGCUUGUGUCUACAGUAUCGAUGUGUGAUUGUGUCUACAGUAUCGAUGUGUGCUUGUGUCUACAGUAUCGAUGUGUGCUUGUGUCUACAGUAUCGAUGUGUGAUUGUGUCUACAGUAUCGAUGUGUGAUUGUGUCUACAGUAUCGAUGUGUGAUUGUGUCUACAGUAUCGAUGUGUGCUUGUGUCUACAGUAUCGAUGUGUGAUUGUGUCUACAGUAUCGAUGUGUGCUUGUGUCUACAGUAUCGAUGUGUGAUUGUGUCGACAGUAUUGAUGUGUGAUUGUGUCUACAGUAUCGAUGUGUGCUUGUGUCUACAGUAUCGAUGUGUGCUUGUGUCUACAGUAUCAAUGUGUGCUUGUGUCUACAGUAUCGAUAUUGUGUCUAUGAUUAAGGAAAGUGCUGCAAUGAUACUUAUCUAUUUACAUUUCAAAUGCGUGUUUGUAUUGUCUUAAAGUCUAGAGGUCUUAAGAAAACAAAGCAUGAAUUAUUGAAUACUAAAUAUUUAUGUUAUGGUAUCAAUACUCAAUAGUAUAACCAUUUGAUUCUUUUCUUAUUGAAAUUUACUGUCAACUGUGUUCUGGAAUCUUCUCUAUGUUAAAAAGUAUUUAACAACCAGACAUGACAGAAAAGUGAUGGGGGUAUUUAUAAUGGUAAUUGCUUUUGUAUGUUAAUUUUGGUAUGUAUUCAAAUGGCUUAUAUAUUUGGCUUUAAAUGGUGUUGUUAAAAUACAUGUAUGUUGUGCAACUGGUAUACAGAUACAAAUUGUUACAUUUUGAAAUCUGCCAAACUAAUAAUUCAGCAUUUUAGAUCCAAUGUGACUUUUAAACUUACGGAUAUUUAAGUAUAAUGCAAGUAUUUCCAAUCUGAUUUCAGAUAAUGCAUUGAUUUAAAAAAAAUAUGUUUAAAGAAUUUUCUCUUGUUCUUGUUUCUGUAUGCCUUUUCUAUUUAUUUGACGGAUGAUUUGAGCCUCAUUAAGCAAUGUAGGACAUUCUAGACAAGAGCAGAUAUUGAAGAAUAAAAAGAGUACGGUAGAAAAAAUGACUGCAGAUGAUAAUAUAUUUCGAGUGAUGUGAUUUCCAGUUGCUAUUUGGUUUGUUUUACUUGUUUCUUUUCUGCAUUUUGUUGUGUUUGUUAAGUAUUUGUUCUGAGAGAAUAAUAAUACUCUUAGCUAUAACUGUUCAGUUAAACAGAUAUCUUCUGGAACUUGUACCUAUAUGCAAUAUGGGAAAUUAUCUUUUGGGUAAAUAAAUUUCUAUUAUAAA
Mya arenaria is the source of this 5251-nucleotide messenger RNA. RefSeq names its product pyridoxal-dependent decarboxylase domain-containing protein 1-like. Bases 78 to 2864 code for a protein of 928 amino acids. Gene Ontology annotation, biological process: carboxylic acid metabolic process. The transcript is spliced from 27 exons. Lineage: Eukaryota; Metazoa; Mollusca; Bivalvia; Myida; Myidae. Gene Ontology annotation, cellular component: intracellular membrane-bounded organelle. Gene Ontology annotation, molecular function: pyridoxal phosphate binding; carbon-carbon lyase activity. The record is from RefSeq and is a predicted model, not a curated record.